This is a messenger RNA of Paramacrobiotus metropolitanus, 436 nucleotides long. RefSeq lists its product as uncharacterized. The transcript has 2 exons. The coding region runs from base 116 to 418 and encodes 100 amino acids. The record is from RefSeq and is a predicted model, not a curated record. NCBI's taxonomy places the organism in Eukaryota, Metazoa, Tardigrada, Eutardigrada, Parachela, Macrobiotidae.
GAAAGGCAGUGAGCUCCUGGGCAUCGAUCGAACCGGCAUCGUUCACCGUCUGGUCAAUGGGGUAUGGGCUGCAUUGCCCCAAUCAGUACCGACUGGGCCCUUAAACGCCCGAUAUAUGUCGGACAAAGCCGUUACCGUCGGUGCCAGUCCGGAUGGCUGGCAUCAUAUGUGCACCCAGACUGGUGACAUUUUCCGCUUUAAUCCAAUCAGCAAUGGCUGGGAGUUAGCUUACGAUAUUUCCGACUGUGUGCAGAUCAACGCCAUGAGCAAAAACACAGCUGUGGCAAUUCAAUCGGAGAAUGGCGACAGCGGAAAUGUCCUACAGUUUAAUGGAACCCUAGCAUUCGACCGAUGGAGCACCAUAGACAUUGACAGCCACUACCACAACGUUCAAGUGUUCCGAUCAGCAAAUGGGUGAGCGUCGGGGAAGACGGUG